Messenger RNA from Mya arenaria, 6524 nucleotides. RefSeq names its product glutamate receptor ionotropic, kainate 2-like. The record is from RefSeq and is a predicted model, not a curated record. Bases 1516 to 4269 code for a protein of 917 amino acids. The transcript has 18 exons. NCBI's taxonomy places the organism in Eukaryota, Metazoa, Mollusca, Bivalvia, Myida, Myidae. Gene Ontology annotation, molecular function: glutamate-gated receptor activity. Gene Ontology annotation, biological process: monoatomic ion transport. Gene Ontology annotation, cellular component: postsynaptic membrane; plasma membrane.
AGCCAAAUAUAUCGAGGCUUAAAGAAACCAUUCCAUUGCGAUCUGUAUUAGUGUACGAAACAAGCGGCACAAAUACAGGAAGACGUUGGAAGAGAAAAUCGUAAAAUUGGAUCUGAUUCAUCCCGGGUUAUUUUCUUGAUCCAUGAUUUGUGAUUAUCCACGGUAGGCGGAAACAGAGCUCCAGUGCCAGUUUGUUACCGGAAUAUUUCGCAAGAAAAAACAACCCGGGCUGGAAUUAUUUAGUUGUAGCUUUAUAUUGGUGAUAUUUAUAUGUGUUCUCCGAGGAAAUAAGAAGGAAUAUAGUCUAUAUUUACCACUGGUGUGUGCUGUUGGCUCAAAAUAAGAUUUAUAAGUUUCUUAUUCAUAAAUGUGAGGGAUUUACUUUGGAAAUUAAAUGGAUAAAUGGAAAAGUAGCGAACAGACGUCGGCCCGGUGGUGAAAGCAGGCUCCCGUGGAUGAGGAUAAACAUCUCAGGAUCGCAAGGAAAUUCAUUAUAAUCAACGGGGAACUCCGCAAACCAUAACACAUAUGCGCGCUCCCGGCUGUGAAAAAUACAACACAGGGCUUAUCAGUUGAUCGCUGUUCUGUCUUUGUUCUGUCCUGCAUGUGAGUGAUGCUACGCGAAUAUCGGAGUUAAGGAAUAGUUCUGUUGAAUUUAUCAACUGAAUGUUAUGAUAUUUCUCGGCGUUGUGAUGGGAUGAUACGUCCUUGUGAUCAGAUAUAUAUGUCGUGUGCAUGAAGUGUUAAAUCUAUACGUGUGAAAGAAGUGUUUGAUAUUCAUGUAAUACAGACAAAGGCUAAUGUUGUUGCGAGUAGAAAGUCAUAUAUUUAAUCAAGCCAGAAGGAAUACAAAUGAAAUUAAACAUAUAUCAAGAUGAACUUUGCACUGAGCUUUAACUGAUAUAUAAACGUUUAGAUAUUGAUAUAAACUUGUUCUUUGCUCGCUCCGUUAAAGUGUUAAAAGUCAAGGACGGAUGUGCUUGAUUUCAUUCUAUUUAUGUUUAAUCAAAGAAUUAGUGAAUAAGCAAAUACUAGAGUGGUUGAGAUGUGAUUAUGACGUAAUAUAAGGAGCCUGACAAAGUCUAUACUUUAGGUUUUGUAAGGUUUGAAGGGUUCGUUUUAAGAGUGUGCUGUGAUAUUAUCGUUGUUAAUCAUUGUUGUUGACGUUUGUUUAUCGCGGAAGACAGCGAAAUAUUACGUCCUGAUGUUUAUUACAUUCUGUUGUGAAAAAUGAUAUAAAGAAUUUGCUCAAUUAUUUUACGAAUUAUAAAUUUGUGAUAAAUGUGAAACAAGGACGGAACUAUUAUAUAAAUGUAAAUAAGCUAUUCAGGCAAAUAUUUUCUCCAGCACAUGAAUGUCUUGCAAGGUGCAAAGAUAUUCAACAGUUCUUGGAAAGAUUAUUAAUUUCAACACCGGAAUAACGUGAACGGUGAUUAAUUUCUCCCUAUCGUGCAGUGAUUGCUUGUUUAUUGUCCCCUGGGAUUUGAACCUGGAUUAUUAACAAAGUGUGUAACCAUGACAACGGUUUUAGGAAGAUUCGUUUUGUGGCUGUUGUUUGUGGCCCUGGGGUUUUACAACCCAACCACAGGGGCAUUGUCCGCAGACCACUUCAGAGUCGUUGGUUUGUUCGAGCCCGAGGAGAAGGCCCAGAAGUUGUCGUUCACAAACGCCAUCGAGAAGCUAAAUCUGAACGUUGUGGGAUCCAGCCACAUGGUCGUGUAUUACGUUGAGGAGGUGCUACCCAACGACAGCUUCGAGGCUAAUAAAGGAGAUGAAGAGGAAACUCGUAAGACGCUCGAUUACAAAGUGUGCCGGCAGAUGAAAGAGGGAAUCGCCGCGGUGUUUGGUCCCAUCUCUAAGAUCCCGCGCGCGCAUGUGCAAUCAAUUUGCCAGGCGUUUGACAUCCCGCACUUGAGUGCGCAGUGGGACCCCCGAGAGACACGGGACUACUACUCUAUCAACGUGUACCCUGACAACGACGUGCUGGGCAGGGCCUCAGCCGAGCUUGUUCGCUAUUGGAACUGGAAACAUUUCACCGUCAUCUACGAGGAUGACGACAGUUUGCUGCGGCUACAAGAGGUGCUAAAGGCGACGAAGGGCAGCGAUCACAGGAUAAGCAUCCGGAAGUUAGACCCUUUCCAAGGCAGCUACAUCAGCAUGUUUAAGGACCUCAAGGAGAAGGGGGAGUAUCAUAUCGUCGUCGACUGCAGCGCAGCCAAGGUCCAGCCCCUACUACACGAGGCGUUAAAAGUGAACAUGCUGUCGGAAUAUUACCACUUCCAUUUUACAACAUUGGAUCUGGGUGGUGUGGACCUGGAAGAUUACAAAUACAGCGGGGCCAACGUGACGGCCAUGAGGCUGAUAGAUCCCACGCGAACACAGGUCGUUGACGUGAUGACAGAGUGGAGGUUUAAUGACGACAACGCUCUGACGUCGCCUCUCCUCGGAGGAAACUACCUUCAGACGGAAGUUGCGUUAAUGUACGAUGCUGUUCAUCUGUUCUUCAAAUCACUUUCCGAGCUGACGGUUGCUGUGAAGGAUAUUAAAACACAGUCACUCAGCUGUAACAAGCGAGACGCCUGGGACAUCGGGAACAGUCUCCUCAACUACAUGAAAUCGAUGGACUUUGAGGGACUGUCCGGCCGGGUUCGUUUCAGUCCGGACGGCCGAAGAACGGACAUUAAACUAGACAUUGUGCAACUGUCUCAAAGUGGUCUCAAGGCUGUCGGAGACUGGCAUCCUACCACGGGCGUGAACAUUUCUACCUCAUACCAGGAAAAGUCAAAAGAAGACAUCAACAAACUGAAGAAUAUGACAUUAAGGGUUGUCACUGUAUACGAGGAGCCUUACCUUAUGAUGAAGCAGAAUCCUGACGGAACUGUCACACAUGAGGGUUUUAUGAUUGAUUUGUUGAACCUCAUAAAGGGGCGGCUGCCUUUCAACUACACGGUGUACCAGGUUGCGGACAAGAACUACGGGCGAGACCAAGGCAACGGAGAGUGGGACGGUAUGGUUGGUGACCUCAUGAAGAGAGAUUCAAAAGAGAGGGCUGAUUUAGCAGCGGCCGGUAUGACUAUCACUUAUGAACGAGAGAAGGUCCUGGACUUUACUAAACCUUUCCUGAACCUGGGAAUUACCAUUGUCUACAAGAAGCCCACCAAGGCGCCACCAGAGUUGUUCUCCUUCCUCUCUCCUCUGUCUAUAGAUGUGUGGAUCUAUAUGUUGGCCGCCUACCUCUGUGUGAGCUUCAUGCUUUUUGUUAUCGCAAGGUUUAGUCCGUACGAGUGGACGAAUCCCCACCCAUGUAACGAGGAUUCAGACUACGUGGAAAACCAGUUUACCAUUCUCAACAGUUUGUGGUUUACAAUUGGCUCUCUUAUGCAACAGGGCAGUGAUAUAGCUCCAAGGUCGGCCUCAGGACGCAUCCUAGCGAGCUCGUGGUAUCUAUUCACGCUUAUCAUGGUAUCCACAUAUACUGCAAACCUGGCAGCAUUUCUUACUAUCGAGGAAUUCGUGUCACCGUUCAAUAAUGUUGAGGAGUUGGCUGAACAAAAUAAAGUAACCUAUGGCAUCGUGCCGUCAGGGUCAACACGUGGAUUUUUCCAGAACUCAGAUGUGCCCACAUACAAGCGAAUGUGGGCUUUCAUGGAGACGAAUCCGGACGUUGGACUAGUCUCGAACAGCAAAGAGGGCAUCAACAGGGUGAAGACCUCCGACUACGCCUUUAUCACAGAGUCCUCUACUAUAGACUACCAGGUGCAGAGGAACUGUGAAUUGACACAAGUCGGGGGAUUGCUUGAUUCGAAAGGUUAUGGAUUAGCCUUUCCAAAAGAUUCCCCCUGGACGGAUCUGAUUUCCAGAGAGAUUAUCUAUUUCCAAGAAACACAACAGAUACAAAAACUCUAUGACAAAUGGUGGAAAGAGAAAAGCGGGGGAAAGUGUGACGUUGAUGAAGGCAAGAAGGACGCCAGUUCCCUCGGCGUCAAGCACGUGGGUGGGGUAUUUGUGGUUCUCGUGGGAGGGCUGGUAGCCGGGCUACUUCUAGCCUGCCUCGAGUUCAUGUGGAAAGCGAAGAAAAACGCCAAAGUUGAUAAGCAAUCCUUUUGUUCGGAGAUGUCGGAGGAGCUCCGCUUUGCAGUGCGGUGUUGUGGAAAGCCCGAAAAGACGACUCGCAGGGUGGGGAGUAAAGACAUUGUUGACAAUGGCAUCCAGUUUGCUCCCUUGACUGGCAUGACUCAUAGAAACAAUAGCAAAGAGCUGUAUGCAUAGCGUUUGCUCUGAAGUGUAUUAUGUGUUAUUGCAACAAUGUUGCUGUGCUAUUUUUUUUUAUUUCACUGACAAUUUUCGGGUAAAUUUAACACUUAUUACAACUCAGUGCUUCUAUCCACAUCGCGUGUGAAAAUUAUAUUAAUUAGGGAUUUUAGCAAAGACAUCCAAAGAGUCGGCAAAUUGGUUUAGUAGAAAAAGUACAUUAGAUUUGCUAUUGAAAUUGUAAUAAAAAGUGAACUUUUUUGAAAGAUUUAACGUUGUUUCAUAAACUAUUGUUUGUUGUUGUUUAGUUUUUGAAGUAAAAACAUCUAAAGCAUGGUCAUAGCGUUGGUGUUGUUGGCAACGGCGGCGGACUUAUUGUCAUUUUAACGUAAAUCCGUCUUUAUUGUUAAAAAACCCCAAACAAGAACAUGAACUUAUAGCCAUACGCUCAUUUUGGCAAUACAUUUAUACACAAAUAAUCAAUUAUUCUGCUUAAUCUGUUUGUCCAUUUAUGUCCCUUGGUCAAAUGCGAUUGAGGACGAGCGUUAACAAGCGCUUACGAAGACCUUGUUGUUUAUAAAUGUAUGUAUGCUGUCAAUGUUGCAUCAAUGUGUUUUUUAUUAAGACGUAUUUUUCUGAAUGUAUCCUCAUUCAAGUUUCCGAGGUAGAAUCCUGUGAUCUUGGGACGUCUCGGGACCCCAUAUUAUUAUCGUAUCAUUUAAGAGGAUUUUAUGAGUGAAGAAAGAAUAUGAAGAAACAGUACCGAAUUAUGUAAUAAAAAGUUGUUUUCAUUGAAUAUUGCGAACAAGGCUACUUCGCGUUCGAUUCAGUUGAAAUAAAGAACACAGUUACAAACUGCUGGAGUUGCUUUAAAUAUAACGUUGUUCUUGUCAUUAACUUUACAUGUUAUUACUAAGUAAGAACGUUCCUUUCAAAUAAUACCAAAAUAAUAUGGGGUCACAAAGCAUCUCAAUUUGACGUUACGGAUAAUGGCACGAUAAAACGGAGAUCUUAUUUGUAGCUCGGAUACAUUAAUACGUAUUUCGUAAAUGUAUUCUUAUAAAGAUGUACUUUCUCGAAUGUAUUCUUAUCAUGUACAAUCUCAGUGCGUUCCGUGGACACUGAGGCCAGAAAUAAUUGCUCACUCUUAUACGUAUUUAUCCCGACCAGUAUUUUGUCUUCCAGUUGUUUCAUGCUACUUCCACAAAAUGUCCACUUUUAGGUUAAGUCUCACACCACUUCCAUAAAAUGUUCACCAUUUACCUUGAGUUUCACGCCACUACCAUAACCACUACCAAAAAUGUCCACCAUAUAGCUUGAGCUUCACGACACUACCAUAACCAUUAACACAAAAAACACCAUUUAGCUUGAGUUUCACACCACUACCACACAAUUGCCACCAUAUAGCUUGAGUUUUACACCACUAACGAACAUUUGCCACCAUAUAGCCUGAGUCUCACACAACUUUCAUUAAAAUGUCCACCACUAAGCGUGAGUUUCACGAUAUUUCCAAUUAAAUGUCCACCGUUUAGCUUCUGUUUGUCCACAUUCAGCUUUUAUUUUCCACCAUUGUUGCGAAGAAUUGCUUAAAUAUGUUUUUAUAGUAGCCUUCCUGUUGAUGAUAUUUUUUUUGUUAAUUAGCAUCGUUAAAUGUGCAAAAGCCACAUUUUUCUUCGACAAUUUCUAUGCAUUAUUGUGCUAAUUAUAUUGAAGAACGAAAAAAUGUUUUGCUUUGAUCCUUGAGUUUAAUGCUAAAUCAGAAUGAUUGCACAACCAGAUUUGUUAUAUUCAAGUAUUCAGUGGAACUUGGUCUUUCAAGCUUGACACACGUUUGGGUUUGGAUCUCAAUUUAAAUCACACAUAAUUGUAUUCUUUUGUGCAAAGACACAUUUUGUGACACUGUUGUAUCGUACUCUGUGACUUAUUUCAAACGCGAUUUAGUUGAUGACGUUGUUUUUUUACUUUAUAUAUACAUCUAUGUAUACCAUGCCUUAUUUAAUUGUCUUAUGUAGCUGAAAAUGUUUAGUAUUUUAUAUUUUGCAAUGCUACUAAGUAUAUAUAUAUUUCAUUUUACAUGUACAUCUGAGAAUAACGUAAAUACUUCAUUGUAUCUAUUACAUAGGUUGUAUGCUAAUUCAUUCGGCAUAGUUUGAAUCAUGUAAAUAUCAAAUGUUAAGUAUGUACAUAUAUGUAUAUAAUGGAUUAUUUUCUGAUUUACUGAGUUUAUUUCCUGCCAUUGUCAUUGAAAUAAACGUCCAAGUUGCAGACCUGAA